Cryptomeria japonica (Japanese cedar) is the source of this 2190-nucleotide messenger RNA. Its product is annotated as pentatricopeptide repeat-containing protein At3g22470, mitochondrial. NCBI's taxonomy places the organism in Eukaryota, Viridiplantae, Streptophyta, Pinopsida, Cupressales, Cupressaceae. Gene Ontology annotation, molecular function: protein binding. The coding region runs from base 451 to 2130 and encodes 559 amino acids. The record is from RefSeq and is a predicted model, not a curated record. The transcript has a single exon.
GUUUAUAUCAAUGUGGGGUUAAGAGGAGAGAAGGGUUUUGUUCUGCUUCACUGCUCUGCUCUGUUAACCCCCAGAACAUGAUCCAACUUGAAAUGAUGGAGAUGAUGCACAACUUCAAAUGGAUACGAUGCCCCCUCUUUAAACAGGUAAUUUCUCCUCAUUCUCAUUCUCCUCGUUCUUCUAAACGAUACUCCAAAACUUCCUCAUCUCAACACACACAAACACAAACAGGACAAACCCCGUCCUCACAUCACCCACAAAUUUAAUGUGAAGCACUUCACUCAGUCCAUUACUGCCCUCUGUAAAUCGGGAAACACAAACAAGGCCUGGGAUCUCUUCCACUCCGCCCUAACUGAACGCCGUCCUCUCAAUGCCGUAUCCUUCACCGCUCUUUUAGAUGGCCUCGUAAACUCUGGUGAUCUCUGUAGAAUCAACCCCCCUCUUGCUGAAAUGAAAGAGAUGGAAAUACAUCCAGAUGUUAUCACUUAUAACACCCUCAUAAAGGCUUUGUGUAAAGGGGAUCAAAUUGAGGAAGCACUUGGGAUUUUCUACAGAAUGAGGCAAGCUCACUGUUUUCCUGAUAUUGUUACAUACAGCACCUUGAUUGAUGGGAUCUGCAAAAGAGGUAGAGUAGAUGAAGCUCUUGUUUUAUUCGCUGAGAUGAUACAAGCUGGCAUUUCUCCUGAUAUUGUCGUGUGGAGUACUCUAAUUAAUGGUCUAUGCAAGGUGGGAAGAGAAGAUGAAGCUGUAAAGUUAGUAGCUGGAAUGAAACAUAGCUACUGCUUUCCAGAUAUGGUUACAUACAGCACCCUGAUUGAUGGGAUUUGCAAAAGAGGUAGAGUAGAUGAAGCUCUUGUUUUAGUUGCUGAGAUGAUACAAGCAGGCAUUUCUCCAAAUAGUUUUACGUUCAGUACCCUAAUCAAUGGUCUCUGCAAGGUGGGCAGGGAAGGUGAAGCUCUAAGGAUAGUAGCUAGAAUGAGACACAAUUACUGCUCUCCUGAUAUUGUUACAUAUUCUACUCUGAUUGAUGGUCUUUGCAAAGUAGAAAGACUAGAUAACGCGCUAGGAUUGGUAGUUAAAUUGUUAGAUGAUGGCCAUUUUCUUGACUGCUACAUUUAUAAUAGCCUGAUAGAUGGCUUUUUCAAGGCCGGAAAAACAAACAAAGCCUACAAGCUUUCUGUACAAAUGAUGGAGUUUGGUCCUUUGCCCGAUGCAGUAACAUUUAAUGUAGUUAUUGAUGGACUGUGCAAAGAUGGCAGGAUGGACAAGGCUUGGUAUUGUUUCCAUGAUAUAUCCAAAAAAGGAUUAGAGCCAAAUGUAUUUACUUAUAAUUCUUUCAUAUGCGGCUUUUGCAAAUCACAUGAGGUGGAUAAGGCUCAAAAGUUGUUCAAAGAGAUGCUCAGGAAAGGUUGCUCCCCAAAUGUUGUUACCUACAACAUUCUAAUUGAUGGUUUGUGUCAGAAUAAAAGGGAAAAGGAAGCAUUUACACUUAUUUCCGAGAUGGAAAACAGGGGACAUCUUCCUAAUAUAAUUACAUAUAAUACACUAAUAUGUGCAUUCUGUAGAACAGAAGACAUGAACAUGGUAGGAAAGAUGUUAGAGGAGAUGGCAACAAGGGAUUUGAAACCUGAUGAAGUGACAUACAACACAGUCAUUGAUUGUCUGUGCAAGGCAGGAGAUCUUUCUAGAGCACAUUUACUCAUGAAUAGGAUGCUUGAGGAAGGCUUGACUUUUAAUGCAGUCACUUAUAGCUGUCUGAUUGAUGCCCAUUGCAAAAUUGGUGAAAUAGAUAAGGCCUUGAAGUAUUUUUCAAACAUGGAAGUGGAUGGUAUUUCUCCAACUGUUGCAACCUAUAAUAAAUUGAUUGAUUUUUUCUGCAAGGAAAACAAACUUGACAUGGCUUUCUCAAUGCGGAAUGAGAUGAAAACAAAGGAUUUGGUUCCAGAUGUUUUCACAUACAAUAUAUUAUUCUGUGCCUUAAAGCGAAGACAUGAUCUUGUAAAAGCGAAGAAAGAAGGCUGUGCUCCAAGUGAUGCAAUUGUCAGGACACUUCGCUGGCUGGUUGAUGUUGGUGAAAUGAAACAAUUAAGUGACUUUGUAAAUGAUGAUUCUUUUAUUAUUUCUGAAUGAGCAUAACUCUCAUGCCUUGGUAAGUGCUAGCAAAUAAAAAUCGAUCUUGAAUUUAUAUUU